AUUUUGCGUAUAUCAUUCUUACUUAAACAAUUUCAACACGAAAGAAGUAAAAAAAAUCACAAAUAAAACAUUUUGUUAGAAUUGUAACAUUCGUGGUAAACCUGAAUACUCUGAGUCACAGCUGGAUGGUCGGAAUAAAUAGCAGAUUACCUAACAUAAAUAAUGAGCGAGAGAUAGUAAUUUUCGUGUAUUUAGUCACCAUCAACAUCCAGUCAUGCAUAAUUCUCGCACGUGUGUCACCGAAAUGUUAAAAAAAUUGAGCAAAAAAAUGUGUCUGUAAUACAAAUCAGGAAAAAAAAAUGGCGAAAAAUAUUCAAAACAAUACGCAAAAUUACGGAAGAAAUGUGAAUACGGUGUCCAGUGAUUUGCGGUCGUCGUCGGACGGUUUACUAUCGACCAUUGAACGGGCAAUUAGCAAUACAUCGACACAGAGUGAAAUUAUCGGUGAUUAUGAGACCCAAACGAACCGAAGUGAAUUGAUAUUUAAGGGCAGUGUUACGACCGCAACGUCAAUACAAUCCAUUAAGAAUUAUACCAAAGAAUCGCAGAAGUUAAAACCAUUUUUUAGUGAUGAGAUUUUAGAAUGGUCGGAGGUAGUGUUAGUGCUUUUUUUGAUCUUAUUAAUUGUGAUAACUGUUAUCGGUAACACAUUGGUCAUACUGUCUGUGUUGACGACUAGGCGGCUGCGAACAGUGACAAAUUGCUUUGUCAUGAGUCUGGCUGUUGCUGAUUGGUUGGUCGGAAUUUUCGUGAUGCCACCAGCAGUCGCAGUUCAUUUAAUUGGUUCAUGGCAGUUGGGAUGGAUACUUUGUGAUAUUUGGAUAUCAUUAGAUGUGUUAUUAUGUACAGCAUCCAUUCUCAGCUUAUGUGCAAUUAGUAUAGAUAGAUACCUAGCCGUUACUCAACCAUUAAAUUAUUCUAGACGACGGAGAUCAAAAAGACUUGCAUUAGUGAUGAUUCUGAUUGUGUGGGUACUAGCAUUAGCUAUUACAUGCCCACCGAUAUUGGGAUGGUAUGAACCAGGUCGCCGCGAUUUGGAAGAAUGUCGCUACAAUCAGAACGAAGGAUACGUAAUAUUUUCGGCUAUGGGCUCGUUUUUCAUUCCGAUGGCUGUAAUGAUUUAUGUGUACGUACGAAUUUCUUGUGUGGUUGCUUCGCGGCAUGACAACAUGACUGAAAUCGAAGUUCACAAGAAACACAACAAACAUUUUGAUAUCGAAGUGGAAGUUGAAAUGGAUGUAGACCCGUCAUCGGAACACGAAUCCCAGAGUCCAUACAAAAAACGAUCGAUAUGCCAGAAAUCAUCAACGUCUAUAACUGCGUCGACAGCUACAUCCGAACCAAUGCCAUGCUACAAAGAAUCAAAUGUUCACCGCAAUGGUCAUUACGAACUCGUUGACACGACAACACGACCACCAUCAAUAAACCGCAACAAACAGAAGACAAAUAACAAUCCAUCCGGUAAUAUAAAAAGCUGUGCACAUCAGUUCAGUAUGAAGCAGAACAAUUCCUCGACAUGUGGUGAACAGCAUUGUCCAACAAAACAAAUACGAGCCCAUCACAAGUCAUUAUCGAACAAAAUAUCAUCGUUGAAACGUGAAAAUAAAACCACUCAAACUCUGUCGAUUGUCGUUGGCGGAUUCAUUGUAUGUUGGCUACCAUUUUUCAUUUAUUAUCUAAUUACACCCUUUAUUCCGCAUGAGGCACACAGUGCUAAUUUAACAAAUUGUUUAACAUGGUUGGGCUGGUUCAAUAGCGCCAUGAAUCCAUUUAUUUAUGCAUUUUAUAGUGUCGAUUUUCGGGCUGCAUUUUGGCGCCUAACUUUUCGUCGAUUUUUUAAGAACUCAUUGAGAGCUCCUUAUUCGAGCAAUGCAAUUUCGAUCCGACGGUAAUGGAAUCAUGUGCUAAUGGAGCUUAAUUUUUAAGAUCCAGAAUGAUUCAUUUCUGACACUGCAACGGCACUAUUGAGAUCAGAAAUACAUACAUUAUACGUAUAAUGACGCUAAAAGAAUGUGUUGUGCAUUCGAGUCACGUAUUAAUUUCUAGUCGAUCUGAAAAGCCAAUGUACUAUUGUUCCGAUGAAAAUAUUUGGUCUUUUGUGAGUAAAUACCAAUGUCAAAUAUUUUCAUUAGAAUUAUGGUUAAAUAAUUCCGAAAGCGUUGCCAAUGCAUUCAACUUUUUUGUGAUAGUUUACGCUACAAUAUGUACAUUUUGACUCAUUGUUAACAUGCUGCAGUAGUAUUAUAAUAUGCACGUUUCUUGCAUGCUGCAACCAAUGAAGCAAUGAGCUCUAAAG
Molecule: messenger RNA, 2296 nt
Organism: Bradysia coprophila
Lineage: Eukaryota; Metazoa; Arthropoda; Insecta; Diptera; Sciaridae
Product: putative G-protein coupled receptor No18
Biological process (GO): positive regulation of MAPK cascade; adenylate cyclase-activating adrenergic receptor signaling pathway
Cellular component (GO): plasma membrane
Molecular function (GO): G protein-coupled receptor activity
Source: RefSeq, a predicted model, not a curated record